AUGAGUGUUUUUAAAUCCGCAAUGGGGUACUUCAGCUCUGGAGGUGCCAACGGGGGCAGUGAUAAUGAUUUUGUUGGGCAAUUUGUGGAAAUAGGGAAUAUGAAAUUAAGAGUGAAAAAAGUUAUUGCAGAAGGUGGAUUUGCAUUUGUAUUUGUUGCUCAAGAUGUAUCUUCAGGUACAGAAUAUGCUUUAAAAAGGCUUAUGGCAGCUGAUGAACAGGCGAAUAAAAAUAUUAUCCAAGAAAUUAGUAUAUUAAAAAAACUGUCUGGGCAUCCCAACGUUAUUAAAUAUAUAGCAGCUUCUUUUAUUGAUAAAGCUAAAACAAGCCAUGGAAUGGGUGAAUAUUUAUUAUUAACAGAUCUUUGUAGUGGUGGAAGCUUAAUGGAGGCCUUACAAAAUAGAGGUCAGGCAUUUCCACUACCAACAAUAUUAAGAGUUUUUUACCAAACUUGUAAAGCUGUGCAACAUAUGCAUGCUCAAGUACCCCCAAUUGCACAUCGUGAUCUCAAGCUAGAAAAUUUCUUAAUAUCUAGUGAGGGUACAAUUAAGUUAUGUGACUUUGGGUCUGCUACUACUGAUGUCUAUACCCCCAAUCCUUCUUGGAGUGCAAAUCAAAGAAAUAUGUUAGAAGAAAAUUUGGCACAGUUCACUACACCAAUGUACAGAGCCCCAGAAAUGCUUGACACCUGGGAUAAUCGUAAAAUUGAUCAUGCAGUGGAUGUAUGGGCUUUAGGAUGUAUUUUAUAUACAUUAUGCUAUAUGCAACAUCCAUUUGAGGAUUCUGCAAAGUUAGCUAUAUUAAAUGGAAAUUAUAACUUGAACCCCAAUGAUCAACGAUACAAAUGUUUUCAUGAAAUUAUAAGUGGUUGCCUAACAGUGAACCCCGAAGAGCGUCUACCGAUAAGCAGCGUGCUGGAGCGGCUGGCGGCCAUAGCGGAGUCCAACAACGUCAAUCUCAAGCAACCACUCAAAUUUGAGCGUAAAAAAGUUGAACAAUCUGUGGCCACUAGCUCGCCAGCGCCCAAAGAACCAACGCCGAACAUUCCAGAGCCAGUGACCCCACGCCCGCCGGAACCGAGCAGGCCCCCUCCCCCCGCGCGGCCGCCGCCCGUCCCACACCACACACCCCUACCGCAAGCACCUCCCGCCUCGGGGGGACUAUUUUCAUCUAUCAAAGAUGGUGCUGGCAGCUUUUUGAAAAACUUGAAAGAUACCUCAUCGAAAGUUAUGCAGACAGUUCAACAGUCGAUAGCGCGCGCUGAUCUGGAUAUUAGUUAUAUUACUAGUCGAGUUAUAGUGAUGUCGUAUCCAUCAGAAUUAUUGGAAAGUGCAUAUAAAACGAAUCACAUUGAAGAUGUAAGAUUGUACUUAGAAAGCCAUCACCCCGGCGGUAAGUACUGCGUGUACACGGUGCACGACGCGCGCGCGCGCUUCCCGCGCCGCCAGCUCGUCACCGACGCGUCGGUGUUCCCGACCGACGAACAUCGAACGCCGCUACUCGCGCCCUACUACGCGUUGCUACAACACAUGUACCAGUAUCUAGGGAAAGAUGACAAAUCCGCGUUGGUUAUAGCUUGCCCGGAUGGUAAAUCUCGAUCCUGCAUACUUCUCUGUGGGUUAUUGUUAUAUGCAAAGCUGGUGACAGUACCUGAAGAUGCUUUGCAGAUAUUCGCCGUUAAACGUACUCCAAUCAAUCUGCCGCCUAGUCAGCUCAGAUAUCUAUACUACCUCAGCAAAUUAAUAAGACCAGAACCAGUGUUGCCGCAUUUCAGGCCCGUGUCGCUGGUUUCAAUUACUAUACAACCAGUGCCGCUGUUCACUAAAGCCAGGGAUGGAUGUCGCCCAUUCCUAGAAAUUUACAAUGAAGAUCGAUUGAUAUCGCCUCCGCUUAGAAAUUAUGAAAGUAUGCAUCUCUACAUGAUGGCGGAGGGGAAGGUGACGCUGCCGCUGGACAGCACGGUGGUGGGCGACGUGACGGUGGCGGCGUACCACCUGCGCCAGCAGCUCGGCCGCCUGCAGCGCGUGCCCAUGCUCGCCGUCGCCUUCCACACCGGCUUCCUGGACUAUGACCAGCAUGUUAUUAAGUUUACUAGGUCGGAAAUAGAUGGUAUAGACGAAAGCAGUCCAGUGAACGAGCACUUCUCGUCGAACGUGUCGGUAGUGAUCAGUCUUGUGGUGCAGAAUGGGGAGAGACGCAAGCCCAGAAGCGAUCUGUGGGAGGAGGAUCACUCAUUCCCCAUAAGAACACCAGAUGUACUGUUCUCUACCAACCUGGAGAGAGAUGAGACUAUUGAUAACUUUGCUAAUCUCCGGAGAAACCCGACGGCUUUGCCUCCGACAAUGACAGCGGAGUACCCGCCCCGGGAGCCGGACCGACGCCCCCCGCGCCCCGCGCCGCCCGCGCCCUCGCCCGUCCCGCAACGCCCGCCUCCGCCCGCGCCACUAACUAGCACACAGAACACGGCAGACUUCCUCAACCUAACCCCCACACCCCAAACUCAAGAACCAACUGAAACCAAAACUAAAUUGAAAAACGAAGACUCCUUCGACUUCUUUGGCAUGAUGGAGAAACCCAGUGAUGAGUCGUUUGGCGAUUUCCUCAGUUCCAAAACGGAGCAACAGCCAUUCGCAUCGGAGUCUUUGUUCGGGGACCUGCCUCCCCCGCCCGCCGCUACAGCGGGGAAUGCCAACUCGAGCGACAUUAACUUUGAUCCGUUCGGUCUGAACGAUCCUUUGCCCAAGCAAGAGUCGUUGUUGACUCCUAAACCCGUCAAAGAUGAUAGCCGUCAACAAGUCCCAGAUGCAGCACAAGCAGCGCAAUCGAAGCGCGACCCGUUCGCCGACAUAGGGCUGCUGGGCGCGCACGUGCCGGCCGCCAGCGCCGCCGCCACGCCGCGCGCCACGCCGCAGCCCACGCCGCGCGCCUCGCCCGCGCACACGCCGCACGCGCCGCACACGCCCACGCGCUCGCCCGCGCACCAACCCGAUUAUAGCCGCACUCACUUUGAAACAGCAAAGCCCCCAGCCGAAGGGAAAACAAAGAAAUCCACAGAUGUGUUCGGUGACCUAUUGGGCAGCCAGGGCUACGACUUCGCCAAACGUGAAACCGGCCCCAGGACUAUAAACGCGAUGCGCAAAGAAGAAAUGGUCAAGGAGAUGGAUCCGGAUAAACUGAAGAUACAAGAAUGGACGGAAGGCAAGAAGGCCAACAUACGCGCGCUGCUGUGCUCGCUGCACGGCGUGGUGUGGGCGGAGUGCCGCUGGGCGCGCGUGGACAUGGCGCAGCUGGUGUCGCCCGCCGACGUCAAGCGCCACUACCGCAAGGCGUGCCUCGCGGUGCAUCCCGAUAAGCAAAUGGGAACUCCAAACGAGAACUUAGCUAAAAUGAUAUUCAUGGAACUAAACAACGCGUGGAGCGACUUCGAGAACGACAAGCAGCAGCAGAACUUGUUCCAGUCU
Molecule: messenger RNA, 3459 nt
Organism: Brenthis ino (lesser marbled fritillary)
Lineage: Eukaryota; Metazoa; Arthropoda; Insecta; Lepidoptera; Nymphalidae
Source: the annotation of a GenBank genome assembly